UUGAGAAUCUGAUUAAUCUGCGUGUGCUUAAGAUUGAUCGUAGUUCAAUCCAAUCUAUACCUACUGCUCUUGGACAGUUAGAGAAACUUAAAUCCAUAGACGCUUCAGAGUGUCGAUUACUUCGACAAAUUCCAAUCGAGCUUGGGAGGCUAUCCCUUUUAAAGGUCCUGCUAUUGCGUCAUACAAAUAUUAGCAGCAUUCCAGAGACAAUUGGGGGCCUUCCUUGUCUUGAGACUCUUGAUUUAGCAUGGUGCACACAGCUCAGAACUCUCCCUGCGCUUCCCAGCAGCUUAAGUAGCGUGUCACUGACCUGUGAGUCAUCGGUGCCAAUACCGAAUCUCCCAGAUUUGAUUAACUUAAAGAAGAUAGAAUUUGUCCGGUCAGUGGUUCCCAAGGAGAUUUUGGAGUUGUCGAAGUUGGAGAAGCUGCAUAUAUCUCGGUCAAAUGUUAGCAUCUUACUGGACGGAAUUGGCGCGCUGGCUACACUUAAGGAGCUUUCUAUUGGUAAUGUCAAUCUCCAAUGCCUUCCUGAACUUCCACUAGGUCUGCGUAAGCUAUGUAUAUUACGUUGUCAUUCCCUUGCAAGAUUGACAGCGCUUUCAAAUUUGCAAAACUUAUCCGAAUUAAAGCUACACGACUGCCCUGAGCUUGUCGAAAUUGAGAGCCUCGGUGAUCUAGCGACAUUGAGAAUUUUGUACAUUUCUUUCUGCCGAAGGAUAGCUAAACUUGAUGGCCUUGAUAAGCUGGAAUCUUUGAAGAAUCUAGUUAUUUAUGAAUGUGGAAAUCUUGAGAGGCUGCCAGAUCUAUCAAAGUUGAGUGCAUUGUCUUUGAUGAUGGUAUUCAUUUGUGAAAAGCUUGUUGAAAUUCUAGUCGUUAGCAGUUGGCAGGCCAUUGAAACAUUGAAUGUGUCAAACCUAAAGUCAUUGGCUUAUGUAGAUGUUAGAGGCUGCACUAGGCUAAAAGGACUUGAUGGGCUUGAUAAAUUGGGAGCAUUGAUGAGAUUGAACAUUGCAGGUUGUAAAUCAAUUGAAAAGUUGCCCGAUCUAUCGAACUUGAAAUCUUUGCAAAAUCUCAAUGCCUGUGGCUGUGAGAAGUUACAAGGACUCGAUGGCCUCGAUAAAUUGGGUGCAUUGACACGGUUAAGUAUCAGCGGAUGUAAGUCAAUAGAAAGGUUGCCCGAUCUAUCGAACUUGAAAUCUUUGCAACAUCUCGUUGCCUAUGGCUGUGAGAAGUUACAAGGACUUGAUGGCCUUGAUAAAUUGGGUGCAUUGACAUGGUUAAGUAUCGGCGGAUGUAAGUCAAUAGAAAGGUUGCCCGAUCUAUCGAACUUGAAAUCUUUGCAAGAUCUCGGUGCCUAUGGCUGUGAGAAGUUACAAGGACUUGAUGGCCUCGAUAAAUUGGGUGCAUUGACAUGGUUAAGUAUCGGCGGAUGUAAGUCAAUAGAAAGGUUGCCCGAUCUAUCGAACUUGAAAUCUUUGCAAGAUCUCGAUGCCCAUGGCUGUGAGAAGUUACAAGGACUUGAUGGCCUCGAUAAAUUGGGUGCAUUGACACGGUUAAGUAUCAGCGGAUGUAAGUCAAUUGAAAAGUUGCCCAAUUUGUCAAACCUAAGAUUGCUGGAAAUUUUUAGAGCAGAUGGUUGUGAGAAGUUGCAAGAAGUUGAGGGGCUGAAAAAAGUGGAAGAGCCACCAACUCAGCCGAAGUGGAAACUGUGGCAAUGUCUAGAUGGUAAUGGUAUUGAGAAGUUACAAGAACUUGAUGGGCUUGAUGAAUUGAGAUCAUUUUGGGGGUGGUUUGAAGAUAGGACAUCUGAGAAGUUACUCAACCAAUCGAACUAUGGAGUAUUGAGACAAUGGUAUGCCGAUGGCUGCGAGAAGGUACCAGAACUUGAGGGCCUCGAAAACCUGGAAAAUUUUCACUUAGACGUCUCUGAAGAUUCAAAUCAAUUGAGAUUCUAUAAGAUUUAUAAUUGGUAGAGUGCCUUGCUAGUUUUUUUGGUGGGAAAAGAUAUUACCUGUACGACACUUGGGUAUGAGUCAUAAUAAGGGAUGCAUGGGGCAGACAGAGGACUACUCUCCUUUCCAGGUUGUUCAAUAGCAAGUGCUUGAAAGGGGUGGCCCUCAUGAUUGCAUGCAGAGGCAAGUCCUGACCAGCAAAUAUGGCUAAUAAUGGAGUAAAAAGCUGCAGAAUGGAGAGAACAUGAUCAGACAAAAACCCAGGCAAGUACUUUUCGUAAGCAAAUGUGCAAUACUGUGAAAGCAGCUUCUGCGGUCCACACCUGGGAUGAUGAGGAGCUCUAUACUGGAGGCACAGAAGAUAUCGGUCCUGAGCUUCUUGAAGGGAUCAGGCAGUGCGAGACCUGACAAUCUUUCAGUUGUUAGAUUAAAAUUUGGCAACUUCUUUACAGGGAACAUGGGAGUGAUUUUUGCUUCUGGUUGCAUGGAAAGAAACAUGAUGCUUCGGAAAGAUUUGAUGGUUAACUCUGGUCGGGAUGAAAUUUUGGCAGCGGCUUUAAUACUCGUGGAACUAAAGUCUGAAAGGUCAGAAUUUAUAUUCGAGCUUUGUAGGUGUUUGUUUUGGUCGUGUUUGUAAAUUGUAAUCCACCCAUUGUGGGUGAUGAAUUUGGCUUUUGGUGAUCCGAGAGAGUGUUCUCUUGAGUUUGGGUUAAUCCGAGGGCUUGCCCUUGAUGAAAAACAAAUUGUAAUCUCCAUCGAUCUAGUGGAAAGUUGAUCUGGACUCGGUCCCGUGGUUUUUCCCUUCAUUAGGGUUUUCCACGUAAAAAGUUCUCGGUGUCCCUUUCAGUUGCUGCGUAAUUGACUCUUUGA
Punica granatum (pomegranate) is the source of this 2822-nucleotide messenger RNA. Lineage: Eukaryota; Viridiplantae; Streptophyta; Magnoliopsida; Myrtales; Lythraceae. The record is from RefSeq and is a predicted model, not a curated record.